Messenger RNA from Centropristis striata (black sea bass), 1494 nucleotides. RefSeq names its product cytochrome c oxidase assembly factor 6 homolog. The record is from RefSeq and is a predicted model, not a curated record. Gene Ontology annotation, biological process: respiratory chain complex IV assembly. The transcript is spliced from 3 exons. NCBI's taxonomy places the organism in Eukaryota, Metazoa, Chordata, Actinopteri, Perciformes, Serranidae. Gene Ontology annotation, cellular component: mitochondrion; respiratory chain complex IV. The coding region runs from base 200 to 442 and encodes 80 amino acids.
GCGACACGGAAGUGCGACUACGCGCGUCCUUCACUUUACCGACAGCACAUAAACACGUUACAGAAGUCUUUUUUGUGUUUUUUGUGUAUUACUAUUGUUUUUUAGGGUUUUAUGGUUUAACAUAAGUGAACAGCAGUAGUGAUUGGGUCGAAGAAAUUAUUUCGGAGAUUUUAUCGUUGAAUUCGAGGAUCAAGCAGCAAUGUCGGCUCCAAACUCAGCAGAAAGAAAAGCCUGCUGGGAUGCCAGAGACCUGCUUUGGAAAUGUCUGGAUGACAAUAAUGACAAAGCUGCUUCCUGCCAGAAGUUCCAGAGCGAGUUUGAGGCCAUGUGCCCCGCUCAGUGGGUGAAAUAUUUCUCCAAGAGGAGAGACUACCUGAAAUUCAAAGAGAAGAUGCAGACAGAAGGAUUCACACCAGCUGAAGGCCCCCGGCAGCCUUCCUAACCACGGGACAGGAGACGGUCAAAACCUCACUGCAAAAAAGGUGUGUCUAAAAACACUAAAUCUGAGGGAAAUGAUCUUGCUGCAUGGACAGAUAAUUUCACUUGACAAGAUUAGAAAUUAGAAAUAAGCAUGUUGUACGCUUAAAAUAAGAAAUUAACUCUUAAAACAAGAUAAAUUAUCUUUCACUUCUAAAUCUAAAGUUUUUUUUUUAUCUUGGUAAGAAACAAAUAAUUUGCAUUUAAUUUCUUAUUUUAAGCAUACAACAUGCUUAUUUCUAGAUUUGAUAAUCUUAAUUUAAGAAAUCUUGUCAAGUGAAAUUAUCUGUCCAUGCAGCAAGAUCAUUUCCCUCAGAUUUAGUGUUUUUAUCUUGUUUUGAGACACACCUUUUUUUUGCAGUGUGCAGCCUUAGUCAGAGCUGGGCCAGAGGUGCAGGACUUGGAAAGGAGUACCUUUGUUGUGGACAGAGUACCUGAACUGCUGCUUGAUAUUUAUUUGUACAAAGAUAACAGCUGCACCAAGAAACGUAUUCGCAGCUGUGGCGGCGUGAACAACCUGUUUGAGCUUCAAGCCGGGAGAGAGAAGGAAAAGAGCCUCACGGUUAGUGAAUCAAGUCUCCCAGUCAGUUGGAUUUCACCUGGAAAUUACAUGUAAUAUCAUUUUGGAUAAACUUUUCAAAUAACUUGGAAUAGUUGUGAUGAGUGCAACACUGACUUGUAAUCACACAUACAGUAAACGCACACUGGGUCUAUGUCUCAUCCUAACACUGAUCAAGAUUAAUUCUCUGAUUGUUUUUAAAGAAAAUAUCAUCUCCUUAUCAUUUCUGUUGGCAGCCUUAGUAUUCAGUGUCCAGACGCACAACUUUGGUUUGUUUGGGUUGAAGUCACAAAUCAUAAUCAAUUAAAUUAUACUACUGUGAUUUACAGGAAAAUGCUGAUCUGUACUGAUUGCUGAUAUUUACCUUUUAAUUCCGGGAAGUGCCUCAUUUGGCAAAAUCUUAAGUGUGACUGACUUGUGGUGUUGUGUGUAAAUAAAGAAAAUAAUAAAUACAAUAA